CACAGCUUUGACAACUGAUCCAAAAAUCAUUUUAAAUUAGGCCUACCUAUCCUGAAAUGUACUGUCACUACAUCACCGAAUCACGUGUUUCCUGGCACCUGCAAUCCUCCGGUGAAUAAGUGAUCAGAGACAGGAAAUACAGACAGCUCGACUAAAAAAAAGAUACUCAGAUAUCUUCAGGUAAUGAAAGCGGACGCACGGUCAUGAUUCCCAUUCAGCAUCAAGAUGAUGUGAAAUUCAUUGCAGGCCGCUCACCGCAUCUCAUCCGCCCAUCCCCUCCUGCCCGCUGUCACUUACAGUAGUGGUGAUGCUGCUCCCUGGUGUGUAGAGGAGGAGAGAGAGCGUGUCCGCUGCCCAAUGACAGCGCAGGAUGCUGAGAGAGGCUGCUGGGGUGAAUGGAGGCGACAAGAUGCCGUCUAGAGCGGCGAAGGGAAGGAUUUAACAUCGAUAAAGAUCUGAUUUUGAUGUGCUCCACCUAUUAAGGCAUGAAAUAAGUCACCCAUGUGCGGUUCAGAGAGUCAGAGCAGUCUCAUUUCAGCGCGCCCCUGUUAAGGACCCUCUGGUGGCUACACCGCCGAUUCACAGGACAUGUACGGCAGUGCCAGAGCUGUAGGCCAUAUAGAGAGCAGCCCCGCACGGUCCCCGCGCCUGCCAAGGUCCCCCAGACUGGGCCAUCGGAGGGCCAACAGCGGGGGCGGGGGUGGUGCGGGGGGCAAGACGCUCUCCAUGGAGAACAUCCAGUCCCUCAACGCUGCCUAUGCCACUUCGGGGCCCAUGUACCUGAGCGACCACGAGGGCGUGGGCUCAACUGCCACCUACCCAAAAGGCACUAUGACUCUGGGUCGUGCCACCAGCCGGGCCAUGUACGGGGGCCGCGUCACAGCCAUGGGCAGCAGUCCCAACAUCGCUUCAGUGGGGCUGCCCCAUGCUGACCUUCUGUCUUACAGUGACCUGGGCUCCCUCUCCAUGCUGCACCCCCACCACCACCAGGGGGUGCCCUCCGCUCUGCUGAGGCAGGCGGUGCGGGGCAGUGGGGGGGAGCUGCUGGAGAUGCAGGCCCAGCUCAGGGAGAUGCAGAGGGAGAAUGAGCUGCUGCGCAGGGAGCUUGACCUGAAGGACAGUAAGUUGGGAUCUUCUACCAACAGCAUCAAAAGCUUCUGGAGUCCUGAGCUGAAGAAGGAGCGGAUAAUGAGGAAAGAAGAGGCAGCACGCACAUCAAUCCUUAAGGAGCAGAUGAGAGUCACUCAUGAGGAGAACCAGCAUCUCCAGAUGACCAUCCAGGCUCUGCAGGAUGAGCUGCGCACACAACGAGACCUCAACCACCUGCUGCAGCAGGAGAGCGGCAACCGCUCUGGUUCGGAGCACUUCACCACCAUCGAGCUGACAGAGGAGAACUUCCGUCGACUGCAGGCCGAACAUGACAGGCAGGCCAAGGAGCUUUUCUUGUUGAGAAAAACCCUGGAGGAGAUGGAGCUGAGAAUCGAGACCCAGAAACAGACAUUGGGUGCUAGAGAUGAGUCCAUUAAGAAGCUGCUGGAGAUGCUGCAGAGUAAAGGGCUGCCCCCAGGGCCCGGCAGGGUGUCUGAGGAGGAGGAGCAGGAGAGAAACAGGCGCAUUGCUGAGGCAGAGGCCCAGCUCGGACACCUGGAGGUCAUUCUGGAUCAGAAGGAGAAGGAAAACAUCCAUCUGCGAGAGGAACUGCACAGGAGAAAUCAGCUGCAUCAGGAUCCAAGCAAAACCAAGGCCCUGCAGACUAUCAUAGAGAUGAAAGACACCAAAAUUGCCUCUCUGGAGCGCAACAUUCGAGAUCUGGAGGAUGAGAUCCAAAUGCUCAAGGCAAACGGUUUACUGAACACAGAGGACCGAGAGGAGGAGAUCAAACAGAUGGAGGUCUACAAGAACCACUCUAAGUUUAUGAAGACCAAGAUUGACCAGCUGAAGCAGGAGUUGUCAAAGAAGGAGUCGGAGCUGCUGGCUCUGCAGACAAAACUAGAGACCCUCAACAACCAGAACUCAGACUGCAAACAGCAUAUCGAGGUGCUGAAAGAGUCUCUCACUGCCAAGGAGCAACGUGCUGCCAUCCUGCAAACAGAGGUGGAUGCUCUACGUCUGCGUCUAGAGGAGAAAGAGUCCUUCCUUAACAAGAAAACCAAGCAGCUGCAGGACCUGACGGAGGAGAAGGGCACUCUUGCUGGAGAAAUCAGGGACAUGAAGGACAUGUUAGAGGUCAAAGAAAGGAAGAUCAAUGUCCUGCAGAAAAAGAUUGAGAACCUGCAGGAGCAGCUGCGGGACAAAGACAAGCAGCUGGGGAACCUGAAAGACAGGGUCAAGUCUCUGCAGACCGACUCCAGUAACACAGACACUGCCCUGGCCACGCUGGAGGAGGCGCUGUCGGAGAAGGAGAGGAUUAUAGAACGUUUAAAGGACCAAAGGGAGAGAGAAGACAGAGAACGUCUGGAAGAAGUGGAGUCCUAUAAGAAGGAGAACAAGGAUCUCAAGGAGAAGGUCAACAGCCUGCAGAUAGAAUUAACAGAGAAAGAGUCCAGUCUCAUUGAUCUCAAGGAGCAUGCUUCAUCCCUGGCAUCUUCUGGCCUCAAGAAGGAUUCAAAGCUCAAGUCACUGGAGAUUGCCAUCGAGCAGAAAAAAGAGGAGUGUAGUAAGUUGGAGACGCAGUUGCAAAAGAAGGCCCACGAAGUGGAGCAGCAGUCGGGCUCCAGGGGGAACCCGGAGUAUGUGGACCGAGUGAAGCUGCUCGAGAAGGAGGUGAACUACUACAAGGACGAAGCCAACAAGGCUCAGACGGAGGUGGAGAGACUCCUGGACAUCCUGCGAGAGGUGGAGACCGAAAAGAAUGACAAAGACAAGAAGAUUGCUGAGUUGGAAAGACAAGGAGGCAAAGACCAGACUAAGAAGGGUCCAAAUAUCAAACUGGGACCCCAGGGGGACAAGAAAGGCCUAGGACAGGACCUUCGUAAGGACAGCUCCAUGGAGAGUGGACACCACGUAAAGUUGGAGGAGCUGAUGAACACACUGGAGAGGACGAGGCAGGAGCUGGACGCCACCAAGCAACGUCUCUCCUCCACACAGCAGUCUCUGCAGGAGAGGGACACCCACCUCACCAACAUGAGACAAGAGCGCAGAAAACAGCUGGAGGAGAUACUAGAGAUGAAACAACAAGCUCUGCUGGCAGCCAUCAGUGAGAAAGAUGCUAAUAUUGCACUGCUGGAACUGUCUGCCUCCAAUAAAAAGAAGACCCAAGAGGAGGUGCUGGCCCUCAAGAGGGAACGGGACAAACUGAUGCACCAGCUCAAACAACACACACAAAGCAGAAUGAAGCUGAUUGCUGACAACUACGAAGAUGAUCAAUAUCAUCCACAUGGUCCUCACCACGCCCAGCCUCAGCCCCCGCACCCUCAGCCUCAGACCCAGCCCCAGUAUCCCCACCCUCAACAUGCCCAGCAGCCUCCGUAUCCACAUGCCCCUCACACACAACACCCACAGCACCCACAGCACCCACAGCAUCCACAGCACCCACAACACCCACAACAUCCACAACACCAACAGGCCCCACCACAGCACCCUCAUCCACAGCAACCACAACCGCAGUACCCUCACCCUCCUCAUCCACAGCACCCACAGCACCCCCAACCUCCUCCCCAGCACCAACAGCACCCACGUGCGCCACAGCCUCACCAACAGCACCCACAGCAUCCCCCACAGCACCCACAUGGACAUCCCCCACCGCAGCACCCUCACCCUCAGCACCACAUGGCCCUCCCCAACAAGGACCACACCCCCAACAUCCGCAUCCCCAGCAUCCUCAGCAUCCUCAGCAUCCUCAGCACCCACAGCACCCGCAACACCCGCACCACGCCCAACAUCCACGUCACCCGUCGCCCCACCAUCGUGGAGGGCCUACCCGAGGACCCCCACAUGCUGGUCAUCGCCCAUCCCCGGACCAGGAUGAUGAGGAGGGCAUAUGGGCAUAAUCCUUGCUGUAACAACCAAAGCUCUAAUAUUGUUUUGAGGGAUGAUUCAGUCACUACUGGAGGAGCACAGCCAUGCCAUGAUGUUGAAACACUACAACUACCAGACCAAACAUUUAUUACCUCCACUCAAUCAACACUCAGCAAUGGGACCUUUUUUUUUUACGGGGAAGCAGAGGGGGCACUGAGGUGUGCAGGUCAGGCAGAGAGACUGACAGCUGAGCAGGUAACGUGGGACCUCUUCUUUGUGUGAAGAAGAGCAGGCUUUCUCCACUUCCUCCAUACAGGACCACACAUACAGGACAGAAUUGGAUUGAAAGAGACAGAUGUUGAUGUUGAUGGAGAGACAGAUGUGCUCUGUGUCAGUUUCUCACUCGGAACUCGGCAUGUGAUCAAGAUGGCGGCCCCGCAUAUCUCUGCCACAGAGGUCUCACAGAAGUCACCUCACCUGUCCGUCACCUGCUGAACACUCCACCUCUACAGGCCAAUGACGCCCCUCUUGAUCCUCCCGUCAGAGAUCUCAUGACUGUCUCCACCCUGCCAGCCCAGUAUUUUUUUCUUCAUCCUUCUGCCUCUGAUUGGUUCAAGAUCAUGGUCGUCUUGCUGUCUGUUUCACCUGCCUGACUGGCUCCUCUGGCUCUGGUUGUCUCACCCGCCUGACUCACUGCCCUGCUGACCCACCUGGUGACAUCUGACCCCUCUACCUGGCUACCAUGACCUUUAGUGUGCAGAAUGUCUUCUGUUGUUUAUUACCUAAUUGUGUUGAUGAGCUAUAUUUACCCUUUGUAGCACACAGUGACCUCUUUUUUACCUUUAUACAUGUCCCACCCACCAUACCUUUCUAGAGAAGCUCAUGUUCAGCAUCUCUAAAAGUGAUGCUUGCUUUUUCCCCAAAACCACGUAGAGUCUAGUAUGUUCCACACACCCUAGAUUUGAGUGGUUUUAUGUUUUCUGUUUUUUUGUUUGUGUUUGUUUGUUUUUUGUUGGCAAAAGAAAGAGCUUUGAGCUGACUGAGCACGCCUUUAGCCUCGCCUGCAGCAUCUGGGAUUUCCCUGGCUGCAUGAGUGGGGCCCUCCAGUUCUUGGGCUUGUUUUGGCCUUAAGGCUGUGGUUGCCAUCAAUGUUUCUCUUCAUGUUACCUCAUUUUAAUCAGAAGUAGUAAAAAAAAAAAUCAAUCUAUGCAGAUGACGAUGUAGAGUGAAUACAUUUUUUUAUUUACCAUCUUUACUCCAGUUGAUCAAAGUGUAAUUAACCAUCCAAUCAGAGCGGCCAAGAGAGUGGUCAGAAAAUAUUCAUCAGUCAGAUUAUUUUGAGUUUCCGAGUCUAUGCACCUAUGCACCUCCUCCGUGUUGCAGGAAUUUUUACUAAUGGUGCUUCUGCUGGUGCUCAAACUAAAUGGAGAUCUGAUCAAGAGCAUCUUUUCGUCCUUUUACAGUAGAGGGACUCGAUCCCACAACGGGCUUCAUAAACAACUGUAGAAGAUUGCUUUGUACAUACGAUUUGACAACGGGGAGCUUUGUGAGCGACGAUCACUACAAGACCCACGCAGAGGUGAUUUCCCUCUACGAAUACUGCUACUAUAAAUAUCAUAAUAGACUAUGAAGUGGAGGCGGUGUUCAGUAGAUGUUUUCCCUGCAGGUCUAUUUGUGCCAUUGACACAGUCUCUGACCUACAGUAUGCUCCUGCUCCCCCUCCCUUGUAAUACUCCUCUUCCAGCAGUAGUCUGUGUGACCUCCCUAAACAUAGUGACUUGUUUUCUCCUUCUCAACAAGGUGGCCUGUGCCUCAUAAAAAAACUGUACACAUAUAUGAUAGAUAUGCAUAUAUUAUACAUAUAGAGAGAAAUCUAUAGAGUGUGUCUAUACGUGGUCAGAAAAUCGUUUCAAACUGACGAGAUAAUCUAUGUUUUUUCUUCAUGGUUAUUUUUCUAACUGGCUGGAGGUCAGAGAGAUGUCUUAUUUAGAGCGUUGAGUGGAGUGAUUUUCCUCUGAUUUGUACAUUGUGAGAAAACCCCUCAGCAGCAAGUUAACAUUCCCUGUCUGAAAAUACAGGACAGCCCGAGAAAAAAAACAAAGAGCUUAUGGGAAAUAGAGAAGCGUAUCCAAAUCUAUCUAGAAGUCUAGUAAAGAUGACAUUAUUACAUUCCUUUCUUAUUGUGAAAACAUUUGUUGACACUCAGUUGAAGACCACUUGGCCUGUGGUGACAACUUAGAAUAAAAAAUAUAUAUAUAUAUAUAUUUUGCAGCUCACAUAAGUAGCAAUGAGAUUAUGUCUGCUGUACAUAGCAGUCAGGAACUUGCACUUGUGAGUGAGGACUAUCACUAUUAACAUCCAAGUGGAGGUUUGAGUGACUCUGUCAGGAUGCAUUUCUUUCGAGUGUUUGUCGUUGUCGUCGUCGUCUUGUAAAAAGAAGUGGUGACGUAUGUGACCGUGACAGCUGAUUAAGUAGAAAAACCAACACACGUCGUUACAGUAUAGUGGCAAAAAGAAUUAGACUGUUACUAACCCCCCCCCCAUCUCUUCCUCUCCCUCCCCUCAUGGUGCCUGUGUGACUCCCUUAUAUGGCCAAGUGUUGAUUGUUGUAUAUAAAUGUCUUUUCCCCCCAUCGUCCCAUGUUCCACAAACUGAAGAUGAUCCAUGCAUCAUCUUAGUCUGCUUCCCACAUGAACCUUACAGCUCCUGUCACUGACCAAGAAUCGCCAGAUUGUGUGAAACCUUGGUGUUUGUGUUUACAAAUCUCCUAAUUUGGAUUAAAAAAAAAAAGAAAAGAAGGGAAGACAAUGCAAACAGACAGAGGAGCAAAAAUCCUCUCACUUCACCAUCAGGGGGGCGGAGUGUGAAUCCUCCAUUUUCAGGUCCUUAUCUACUGAAUACUUGAAGUAGGGGGUUCUCCUACCAUGAAAUAGCAUAUAUGAUUUACAUGGUAGAAAACAUGGAACAUUUCAAUUGUGCCCAUGCAUGCUGAUUUUUACAUAACGUGCCAACUGAAAGUGAUGAUGUAAGGAUAAUCUCCUGUUCUCUAUGCAGAGCGAUUUCUCAACCGUUGUGUUGAAAAGGUUUAGGAGACACAGAGGCUUAGAGGCUGGGGCUGGUUUCCUGGGCUUAGACGUACUUUAAUAAUCCUGGUCGUGAAUGACUGACACCCUGCACGGGGUGUAAGGCGGAGUCAAGAAGUCAAGUUUGCAUCUGUGUCUAGAAGCAGCUGUGUAGAAAGGCAUAAACUCGUGGUGAAAGGCCUGCGGAUUCACCAGUCAUUUUCAAGGGCCUUUAAAAAAAAAAAAAAGUAUAAAAAGCCUAAACCACAUUUUCACUUUAUUGUUGUAUACAGGUUUUUUUUUUUCUUUUAUUGUAUGUUGCUGAAAACUAUGGAUCAAACAAAUCACUGUGACCAAUGCCAGAAACAUUUUUGUUUGACAGAACAAAUAUUGCGUUUACUUUUUUUAUUCAUUUUUUUGUAUUUAAGUUAGCUUUAUAUUUUCUAUUGUUUCAGCUUAUUGAAUAUGCCAGUUUGAGACUGUACUAUUUGUAUAAGUAAAUGUUUUGAGCUGUACAGUAAAGACCUAGGAACAAGUUAAAUGUGAGUGUCCAGCAUGCUGAAUGAUUUACUUGUGUGAACGUGACCUAAUUUCCCAUGAAGCAUCAUUCCUCAUACAUUAAUUGCAUCCGCAUCGUGCAUUGUGACGGUGUGAUGUUGUGUUUGAGAGUGAUGUGUGUCUCACUUACUGUGUCCCCUUAGUAGACAGCCUGUGCAGUUUUGUGAGAGUGCAGCAUGUUUUUGGGGUUGCUGGUGUAAAUGUAUUCAGAAAAAGAGAGAUGUGUGUGUGUGUGUGUGUGUGUGAGCGUGUGUGCACAAAUGCGUUUCUUGUUUUAUGGCUGUGUGUGUGUCUGUAUGUCUGGAUGUGUGUGUCUCUGUCUGUCUGUCUGUGUGUGUGUGUGUGUGUG
Thunnus maccoyii (southern bluefin tuna) is the source of this 7926-nucleotide messenger RNA. RefSeq names its product ERC protein 2-like. Gene Ontology annotation, cellular component: cytoskeleton of presynaptic active zone. Gene Ontology annotation, biological process: maintenance of presynaptic active zone structure; regulation of synaptic plasticity; neuromuscular synaptic transmission. NCBI's taxonomy places the organism in Eukaryota, Metazoa, Chordata, Actinopteri, Scombriformes, Scombridae. Gene Ontology annotation, molecular function: structural constituent of presynaptic active zone. The record is from RefSeq and is a predicted model, not a curated record.